CUCCAUCUCUCUUCCUCUCUCUUCACCUCUCUUUCCGUCUCUUCCUCUCUCUUCCACUCUUUUCCUCUAUCUUCUUCUGUCUUCCUCUGGCUUCCUCUCUACCUCUCUCUUAAUCACUCUUCCUCUAUCUUUCUCUGUCUCCACCUCUCUUUCUAUUUCUUUCUCUUACUUCAAAUAUUUUCCUCUUUCUCCUUCUCUCUUCCUCUCUCUACCUCUCUCUUUCUCUAUCUUCCUUUUUUGUUCUCUCUCUUCACCUCUCUUCUUCUCUCUUUCUCUCUCUUCAAAUCUUUUUACUCUUUCUCCUUCUCCCUUCCUCUGUCUUCUUCUCUCUUCACGUCUCUUCCUAUCACUUCCAUUCUUGUCAGCAUUAUUCCUCAUUUUUCGACUCUCAUCCUCUCUGUUCCCCUCUCUCCCACUUUCUUGCUCUCCUUUCCACUCUGUUCACCUCUCUGUUCCACUCUCUUCCUCUCUCUUUCUAUAGCACGCAUGGCUCGAGUCCGCCCUGAGCGCUCUGAGCCUGAAUCGCCGUCGGUCUCGGUGCCUCUCACGCCCUCGCCACACCUGCCCGAAUGA
Protopolystoma xenopodis is the source of this 573-nucleotide messenger RNA. Lineage: Eukaryota; Metazoa; Platyhelminthes; Monogenea; Polystomatidea; Polystomatidae. The record is from the annotation of a GenBank genome assembly.